Messenger RNA from Aphanomyces astaci, 3468 nucleotides. RefSeq lists its product as hypothetical. The transcript has 20 exons. Lineage: Eukaryota; Oomycota; Saprolegniomycetes; Saprolegniales; Verrucalvaceae. Bases 1 to 3408 code for a protein of 1135 amino acids. The record is from RefSeq and is a predicted model, not a curated record.
AUGGCCGAUCUCACCAACGCGCAGCGGCAGCUCGUAGCGAAUGCUCGCGCUCGGAAGCAAGGACGAGCGCUGUCGUUGAAACUGAAGGAUCAAGCGGAAGCUGAACGGCAUCAACACUUGGCCGAUAAAAGGCAAAAAGCGCAGCAGAACCAAAAACCAGCAGUAGACAAUAAACUCGCCAUUCGGUACGUGACGAAGGACCUGGCGCAGUAUGCCCUCCACAGUGAUUGGAAAAAGAAACGUCAUCGAAAGGACAAGACCCGCGCAAGUACAGUCCCAGACGCCAAAAGUGCUGGGGGGGGGAAUUCCAAUCAACAGCCCAACCGGGGGGCUGAGCUCGACAUUGACGAAGACAAUCCCCAACGGCGACCCCCACGGUACCGCCCGCCGAAUGCAUGGGCCAAGCUGUACGAGCUCGAAGUCCAAGAAGUGGAAAAGGAAAAGGUCGCCAAACGCAACGCGGUGGUCAACAGUAUGCAUGUCGUCCGUUCGUGUCUGAUGCAACAAGAAGAGGAGAAGCAGCGGCGGCGACAGCAAGAAGCCGAACGUAGUGCAAAGUACUUUGAGCAGCAACAACUCGAGUUGACCAAGUACAAGGACCAACUGACCCAAUUGCAAGCGGCCAAAGAGGAAAAGCAAAAGCAAAUGAGUGCCGAGAUUAACCGCAUGGUGGCGGACGCCCAUGAGAAGCGAGAGCGGCAAAAGAAGGCGAAGAUGCAAGCCGAGCUGCGUGAAGUGGACAGAGCCAAGGCAGCCCUCGAAGCCGAACGCUUGCGACUGGAAGAAGACAAACGACUUAAAGCGUUGCAAGUGGAGCAGGUCAAGGUUGAAAACCAAAAGCUCCAAGACGCCAAGCGCGUGGAAAAGUUACGCCUGCAAGAGUAUGAAAACGAAAUGACCCAGGCGUAUCAAAAACGGUUGGCGGCGCAAGAACUCGCGAGGAAAGCCGACCUGCAAAAGACAUAUGAGCGCCAGGAAAAGCGGGUGAGCAUGGCGCUGCUGAACGUUGUCUCGCCCGAAGAAAAGGCGCGGCAGGACGAAGUUCGCGCGGCCGUUGUCCAGGCUGCCGAGCGCAAAAAAGAGGAGGCGAGGCUCGAGGAGAAGCGGCGAAAGCAGCGGCAGCUGGAUGCGGAGCAGGGCCAAGAACUGCGCAAGCAACAAGAGGAGAAGCGGAAUCGACUCGAGGCCGAGCGCCAAGCAGCCGCGCACAUUGAUGCGAUGGGAGCGCAGGACGCUCUGGCCGCCGAGAUGGCCGCCCGAGUGAAGCAAGCCAAGAAGGACGCUAUCGAUCGCGAGUACCGGACGAAACUGGCGCAGCAAAUGACGGCAGAAUACCAGCGCAAAGCCACGAUGGACAAAUGGAGCAUGAGCCACAUUGAGAUGAAGCUCAAUUCUACCACGUUGAAAAAGGCAGGCUAUCUGCAUGCUCACACCACGUUUUUCACGCGAAAUAUGACCAAGGACAUCGACGGGGGUCUUCGAAAGCCGACCUUCACCGUGCGAGAUGGGUACCAUCUUGAGCAACUGAACCACAAAAGUUGCAGCGACGUCGAGUGGCGAAACUAUCCUGAACUUGCCCCUCCCGCAGCGACCCCCGUCAAGGACACACCCUCACGUCCACCAGUGCCAUCACUAGACCUACCAUCGACCCCCUCGCGUCGACGCUCGUCUGUGUUGGACUGCCCUCAAACGUUAACGCCAAACACACCAAAGCACCGCCGCGAGUCGUUGAAACAGUCUUCCCCCAUAGCUUCGUGGCUCAUCUUUCGACAGGACUCGGAGGCUACGUCCACAUCCAAAGUACUUCCGUUCCUGUCGAGAACUCCCACAAGCCCCCCUUUGACAUCCGAUCCCCCUGGCCUGGGGUAUGCGCAGCCCCAUCGGAACAUUCGCCACCGCAGCAUCAAGCCUGCGUCCAAGACAUCCCUCUUACCGCAUUUACCCGUCCCAAGUCCCCGUCCAAGGCACGUAAACUUCGGACGACAGCUUACUUAUGUUGGUUGUAGUGGGGGGCCGUGCUAUAGCUCUCGACGAACUCGGUACGACACUCAAAUCAGCAUGAUUCGAAAGCGAACCAUCGUACCGGUGGCAGACCCCCGCUCCAUGUCGUUGGGGGCUCGCAUUUUGCACUUUAAGAUCGCCCCCCACGAGUUGCAAGCCGUGCUGAAGCGAGAAGACGCUCGCAAACUGCGACACAUUACAGAUCACGGCACCAACCUCGUGGCUCGCAACAAGCAGCUCGUCAAACCACCCUCGAAUCAAGUCGAACGAUUUGAAGUCGAGCGGCGACGCCAAGAAGAGGCCAAAGCGCGGAUGCAAGCACACCAUCGCGUCAUGGCAGACGUGUUGGCAGCGGGGGUGAAUCGAUGGGGGGCGCGAAAGCAGCAAGCGGCGCUACUUCGGGCACGCCAGCACUGGGCUCGCAAGACUUUGUUGUUGGUGGCGCUGGGGAAGAUCACGCACAAACUCCACGCCCUGUACCGUGCAUCUGAGGGGCGUAUUUUGUCCAACCAGCAACACCGGGCUACAAAGCGAAUCCAGCACUUUUGGAGACGCAAGUCGCAAGCCAUCUGCUUAAGCCACGUCACGCACGCUAUGUUGGUGAUUCAAAAGUACUUGAUGAAAUGGGUGCGCAAAAAUCGGUUGCGCCGUCGACAGCUGGCGGUGCACGUGAUUAUCACGUCCAUCGAAGAGCUGCAGGAAGCCAAGUUUCGUCGGUGCAUUCUCAAGUAUCGGCACUGUAUUCAAGUGUUUCAAAGCAUGUGGCGCGGGUGGAUGAGCAUCACGGACGCGCGAGUCAAGUUGCUCUUGUUGUUUUGGGCCAAACUCGAAAGAAAGGCACUUGAUAAAGGGGCAACGUCGGACGAUGUGUCCAAACUGUCGCUGGAGGGCAACGCGCCGUCUCGGCCCCUGACAAAGCGACGCUGUGGCUUACGAUCAACACCAACACUGUCGCCACUGCGGGCCACACCGUCGGCGUCGCUGAUUGGCAUGGGGGAUACAGUCAAGCUGCUCGAGCACUUGAACUCGUUAAAGCUUCGGUCGCACACCGGUGAAAUCUCCCGCGGUCGUAGCCGGGGCACUGGCGGAUCAAGAGUCUCCACGAGCUUGAAGACCAGUCUGGUUAAGGACUUGCUGCGGAAGAAGCGCCAAGAAUUCCUUGCCCUGCGCCAGGAACAAAAGGAACUGUGCGAAAACCAACUGGAACUGCGACGACGGCUAGGCGUGGGCAUGGACGCGCGAACUGUCUUGGCGCUGGACAACUUGCGCUUUGAAAAGUCGCAAUUUCUCAUGCUCCAGAGCAUCUCCGAGGCAGACAUGCUGGAGCUGAUCAAGGAAGCCGAAACCCAGACAAAACACCGGGCCGCGAACGGACUGGAGGGCACCCAGCCUAUGGACGGGCCAUAGCUAGGACUAGUGUGGUAUUGUGUGGGCUUGGGACAUCAAUAUAAAGCCAUUGCUUGUCCA